CGUGCCAAAAAGCAGGGAGUUGCUGCGCUUGCGUUGGAAACUCGAGGAAUCCAGGUGAAGAUCAUUCAGUGACUCCAGGAAGAACUAACAAUCUUUGAACACACGCGACGACGUUUAGCCAUACAAGUGCAGCCUUCUGCUAUUCCUGGCACGCAGAUUUUCCUAGGCCGGAUUGGCCUUUGUGCGAGUUCCGGAAGUUUAGCGAUGGGCGGAGCCAUAGAUCUACGGUGGCACGCUGAUAAGCUUUCUGAUGGGCGAGGGAUUGCUAUUAUCCAUGCUGGGAUGGGCAGUAGCUGAUUAAAUACACUCUGGCGUUUGACACCGCAAUUGGAGUACCAAUGUGAAUAGCUGUCACGUGAUGUUGUAUGAAAUAUUUGUGAUUAGUGUUGUAAUGCAUCCUGCUCCUUCUGAAGAGUCCGAAAGCAUCUAACAUGCCUGAGAUUACGAUUCUCAAACGACCGAGGGAUGAAGCUGUCAUAACCCAGCGGAUGUUCUUCAAAAAGACUGCCCGAGGAAAAGUUAUCAAAGUCCUACGCGAACGGUACCUUCGAGACGAUAUAUCCUGCGGCGUCAACGGCUGUAAGGCAUGCUCCGCAACAGCUCAGACCGUCCUUUCGCAUUCUGGGGACACCACCCACAAAGAGUUCCCCACAGGGCACUAUAUCCUGCCCGAUACCAAUGUAUUUCUUGCACAGAUGGACUUGAUCGAAUCCAAUUACUUCACACCACCUAUCAUCAUCCUACAAACCGUUAUGGAGGAAGUCCGUCACCGGUCGUUACCCUUGUAUAGUCGCCUCAAGGCCCUCACGACAACUGACGAGCGGAAAGUAUGGGUAUUCUAUAAUGAGUUCAGGUCAGAGACCGCUAUCGUGCGAGAAGACGACGAGACGCCGAACGACCGGAACGACCGAGGUAUCAGGAAAGCCGCAGAGUGGUACAACGCGCAUCUAACACUAGCACACCCUCCGAUCCGAGGUCAACCAAAUGUAGCGCUACCAAAAGUUGUAUUGAUCACAGACGACUUUGCGAAUCGCCAAAAAGCAGAAAAGGAGAAAAUCCCAUGUAUUUCAGUGCGCAAUUAUGUGGACGGGAUGAAAAACUCGGAUCAACUGCUUGAUUUACUUUCGGCGACUGGCUCGGAUGAGGUGGAGCCUACUAGAGCUGUUGCAGGGCGUACUGCGCUCUAUGAUGAUUAUCUUCCUAUGUCUACCCUCGUAGCGGGAGUCAAAGCUGGUCAACUCCAUCAAGGCCACUUCAAUGCAAAUCAAUAUAACUACCUCGAGGGUAACGUUCCUGUCCCUGCAUUCACGAAACCUGUCCUUCUAGUGGGCAGGGAAAAUAUGAACCGAGCAGUCCAGGGCGAUGUCGUGGUGGUCGAAGUAUUCAACGAAAGAGAAUGGAAAGCACCGACUGACGAGGUCAUCGACCAGGAAGGCAAGCCAUCUUACGACACUAAAAACGAUGAUGCAGAGGACUCAGAGGAAGAGGGCGACGACCUGAUGGUGCACGAGCAUGAAUCCAAGGCUCUUCGCGCCGAGCAUACGAAGAAGGCUCCUGCAGAAAAACAACCGACCGGUCGAGUGGUCGGCAUCAUUAAGCGCAACUGGAGAGCAUAUGUUUGUCACAUCGACUCUACAAGUCUCACCUCAAGUAAUGCUACGUCACUCGGGCUUCAAACAGUGUUUGCUACUCCAGUCUCAAGACUUCUCCCUCGCAUCCGGCUACGUACGCGCCAAGCACCGUCACUUGUUGGAAACAAAAUAUUGGUAACAAUCGACCGGUGGGAAAUCACCUCUCGUUAUCCAGAGGGUCACUUCGUUCGUACGCUUGGAAAGGCAGAAAGCAAAGAGGCCGAACAAGAAAGUCUCUUGUUAGAAUUUGAGGUGCCUUAUAGGCCCUUCGGAAAGGCGAUUCUCGACUGUCUGCCUCCAGAAGGCGAGCAAUGGGUUGUUCCGCCUAAGAGUGCAGCAUAUCCGGAAUGGAGAGACCGUGCAGACCUCAGAGAUCUCAUCAUCUGCAGUAUAGAUCCCCCAGGCUGUCAGGAUAUUGAUGACGCCUUGCAUGCGCGUCGUCUGACGAAUGGCAAUAUCGAAGCUGGCGUUCAUAUUGCGGAUGUGUCUCACUUUGUCCACCCGGAGACUGCGAUGGACAAUGAGGCUGCUGCACGUGGAUCUACGGUCUACCUUGUUGACAAGCGCAUUGACAUGUUACCUGCGCUUCUUGGCACUAACCUUUGCUCCCUCAGGCCGCAUGUUGAGCGAUUAGCGUUUUCGGUCAUCUGGGAAAUGACCGUAGAUGCUGAAAUAGUAGACGUCCGUUUCACAAAAUCUGUUAUCGCAUCCAAAGCUGCAUUCGAGUACGGAGAGGCGCAACUUCGAAAAGAUGACCCAAAACUAAACGACAACCUCACGCAAAGCAUUCGACUAUUGAACUCCCUUGCGCAAAAGUUGAAAGCUAAGCGGAUGGCGGCUGGCGCGCUCAAUCUCGCAUCACCCGAGGUCAAGAUUCACCUUGACAGCUCCGAGUCAUCCGAUCCGGUAGAUGUGGAACAAAAAGCGUUACAUGAGACGAACUCUCUCGUUGAAGAAUUCAUGUUGCUGGCCAAUACCAGCGUAGCGAAAAAGACUCAAGAAUCCUUCCCACAAACAUCAACGGCAUCUGCCGCCCCCACCUACAAACUUUGA
Suillus discolor is the source of this 2684-nucleotide messenger RNA. RefSeq lists its product as uncharacterized. The transcript has 15 exons. Gene Ontology annotation, cellular component: nuclear exosome (RNase complex); cytoplasmic exosome (RNase complex). The record is from RefSeq and is a predicted model, not a curated record. Bases 432 to 2684 code for a protein of 750 amino acids. Gene Ontology annotation, biological process: rRNA catabolic process. Gene Ontology annotation, molecular function: 3'-5'-RNA exonuclease activity; endonuclease activity; RNA binding. Lineage: Eukaryota; Fungi; Basidiomycota; Agaricomycetes; Boletales; Suillaceae.